Molecule: messenger RNA, 1716 nt
Organism: Cladocopium goreaui
Lineage: Eukaryota; Dinophyceae; Suessiales; Symbiodiniaceae
Source: the annotation of a GenBank genome assembly
AUGGCAAAGUGGUAUGAUGCAGAUCAUGAGUUAAACUACGUAGAAAGUUUGGUCUUAGUGACCAUCGUCUUCCUGGAGCUUCUGUUUGAUAGCUCUUGGCAUUAUUUGUCCCAACCGGCGGGGAAGUCUUAUCGCUAUGGCGACAAGCAUGAGGAAGCCUACGAAAAAACAGAGGCUGCAGUAUUGAUUCGCCCACCGCAGCAUGUUCAGCUCUACAAGGAGCUUGUGAACAAAAUGGGUGGAGAAUUUAUGUCGUUGGGCUUCAUUGCCUUCAUGGUUUUUUGCUCAAACCAGUUGGGACUCUUUGAAUACCUGGCAGCGCGUUUGCCUUCAUGUGGCUCGAUUUCCGAUGGCUCUGAUUGUGUUGUACUUCCGUACACUGGAGUUGAUUGGCUGCAUUUGGUUGAACUGGUCCAUGUGCAGCUAUUUGUGGGCAUGAUGCUCUACUUCGUGCUCAUGUUUGGAGUGGUGCGCGGAAGUGUUUUCCGAUUGCGGCGGAUUGCCACCGGCCGCUUGAGCCGGAGCUUCUCAGCAACACUGCGCCACGCAAACAAGGACAAGGACUUACAGGAUUACGUGUGCUUGAGAGAAUAUCUCGUGGUCAAAGUGCUGGAAUGGAAGCAAACCAGACCGACACUCUUCAGACAGGUGACAGAUACUCUUGGAAUGGUGAAUCUUCCAGAUGACGAGGACAGUCCAGCAGCUGACGCGCUGGUGGAGGAUAUGGUCAGGUCUCAACUUGAGCAGAACUUUGCCUUCAGCUCUUAUCUCGCGCUGAAUGUUGAGAGUGCAGUGAGGGAUUCGAUCGAAUUGCAUGCAGGUACAUGGAUUACGAUCAUUAUCCUUUUUACAGCAUUGGCUCUUGGGUGCCGCUUUGCCAACAUUACGAUUUUGGGGACCUUGCCCGUCGUGGUCAGCCUUGCCAUUCUCGUAGUGUUGACUAUCGUAAUAGUGACGAGGUUUAGACACCGAAGUUUAGCAAAGGUGAGUCGAACAUGGAUGGAUGCUGCGAUGCAGUCCGUAAGCAUCCACCGAGUUUCGAGACAACAACCGGCCUCGGCACCGGAGAGCACUUGGAUGGCCACUUGCCAGGGCAGGGGCUAUUUGUCCUGGGAGAAGUUCUUGAUGCGAUUUCUGCAGAUUUUUUUGUUUGUAAUUUCGUAUACAUUUUCGAGGACUCUCAUUGAAUUCAAAGAUUGGCAAGAGAACUUUGAGUGGCAAGCACCGCUAGCUUCUUCUCUCGCAAUUCUUUUUUUGCUGCUUCUGUUUGUUCUUCCUGCCUAUGUGCCAGUCUUCUUGGAACUGAUGGCGUUGCCGCCCUUUCUUGACAAGGACAACUUGUCUAUCUUCUUUGCAGUCAUCGACGAAGGUUUUGCAACCAGAUUCAAGCACGAAGGCAGCUUAAAUGAAAAGAAGCGGCGCAAUUCCGCAUGCGGUGCCAAAGGCAUGGUUGCUUCGAGUACACUCGGCUCGAUGGGCUCCAUGACCUCCAUGAACUCCAUGGUCAGCUCCCUUCUGGUUCAUCGCCCAAUGAGGAACAGAGCGAAGCCGGAUCCCAGCCUUUUGGCGAUUUCGGAACUGGUCAGCGUUCUGCAGAAUUGCGAUACGAUCGAGGAUUUGAGAUCCUUGCGUGAAAAUUUGGAGGGUCAACUUCCGGAAGGACUUGAACUGCCUGAAUCUCGAGGUCCAUCUGGUCUAUUAAGUGAAUCCUUCUAG